CUGCAACUGAAAAAGUUCCCAGGCGCGGAAUCAGAACUUCAGAAGAGCUCCGGGAGGAAACCCGCGGCGACAGUUCACUGGCGCAACACACAACACACGACCCGUCUGUCCAGGAAAAAGGGGAAGAACCGCCACCCGCCUGUUCAACUCCCCAAAAUCAGCCUCUCCCGGCCACCACCCACACACAGAUCAUGAUGCGGCCGAGAUUAAGGAUACCAUUGAGGCCGCGCCUCGUCACGACACCGGCCCGGUCGACCCUCCUACCGCUUGCCUGCCAGUCACAAUUACGAUCAUUGCAUGCGAUUGCACCGCUUGACUACAAUUUGAAGAAUGAGGCCUCAGAGAAUGGCAUCCCCGGAUUUCUCACGCGGGAGGCCUUCACCAUCGCCUGGACCCAGUACCAGACACACCUCCUCGAGAGGCUAAAUGCGUUGACAGGAGGAACUGGCUGGGAGUCCAGACACGUCAAGGACAUCAUGCUCGGCACGGCCCGCGAGCCCGACCAGGCGCCGACGUUCAACUACGCCAGCAUGAUCCACAACAACCACUUCUUCUUCAAGCACCUGUCGCCCGAGCCCGUGGAGAUGCCCGACCCGCUGCGCGACCUGAUCGAGAAGUCGUUCGGCUCGACCGAGACCCUCCGGCAGGAGAUGAUCUACACGGCUGCCAGCAUGUUCGGCCCGGGCUUCGUGUGGCUGGUCAAGACGUCGCACCCGGGCCUGCCGAUGGCCUUCAAGGUGCUCGUCACGUACGCGGCCGGGUCGCCCUACCCGGCCGCGCACUGGCGCCGCCAGGACGCCGACAUGAGCACGGCUGCGAGCGGCAUCGGCGAGGCCGGCAUGGAGACGGCCAAGACGUACCUGGAGAACACGGCGUACGGCGCGGGCAAGAAGGUCGGCAACCCGGCCGCCAGGCGGGCCGACUUCGCCCCCGGCGGCACCGACCUGCAGCCCGUGCUGUGCCUCAACACGUGGGAGCACGUCUGGCUCUGGGACUACGGCUUCGGCACGGGGAACGCGGGCGGCGGCAAGCUGGAGUAUGCUGAGCGGUGGUGGGAAAAGAUCAACUGGGAGCUCGUGCAGAAGGAGGCCAAUAUCCAGCGGCUGGAGAUGUCUGGGAACACCGGGUCGCCGACCUCAGCGGCCGCGGCGACGGCGUGAGAGCUGACUGCUCUGUGUGUGCCGUCUAGUGGACUGUAUCAUAUGGCCUGUGAAUAGCAAAAGCCUGCCCGAUGUGCUGUGCCAUGUGCGGAUAUAGAGGUAUGUAACUUGUACAAAAUAGACGCUGUUGCUCAAUCUACACGACGGUGGAAUCCACUUUAUCAUAACGAUUGCUGUUCGGAGUUGAUAUGUUGGACUUGCAUGUCACACACCGAAAGGCAGGGCAAGAUGUAUUAUAGUACCCGGCUUAUUUGAAUGUAAUUGUAAAUGCAAAGACUUUUUCAUUUUCAGGGAAACUAACUAUUCAUAACCCAUCAUCAAUCAUGAUCUUGCCGGUAACCGGUCAUCCUACUCCUCGUCCCUGAAUUCCUCAUCAUCCCUUUCCAAAAGCGAGCGUAGUC
Chaetomium strumarium is the source of this 1561-nucleotide messenger RNA. RefSeq names its product Manganese/iron superoxide dismutase. The record is from RefSeq and is a predicted model, not a curated record. The coding region runs from base 192 to 1160 and encodes 322 amino acids. Gene Ontology annotation, biological process: superoxide metabolic process. NCBI's taxonomy places the organism in Eukaryota, Fungi, Ascomycota, Sordariomycetes, Sordariales, Chaetomiaceae. The transcript has 2 exons. Gene Ontology annotation, molecular function: metal ion binding; superoxide dismutase activity.